AUGUCGAAUGCGCCGGUGCUGCUCGAAAUCGGCGCAGUCGCCUACGCCCAUCAGGCGGAGGUGGACGAGGUGAAGCAGCGCAUGGGAAUUCGCCACAACUACUUUGACUGCUGGAUCUAUGGGUUUCUGGAGAACAAGAACUUCAAAGUCGAGGAGGCCGUAGCGAAGCUGCGGCGCCGUGCUGACUUUGAGCGUGAGCAGCUGGCGACGUACAAUGUGACGGACUGGAUGAUGGAAAAUAUGCGCAAAGGUAUCAUUCAAAUCAUCGGUAAUGACAAGGUGGGCCGCGUCACUUUUUACGUGUGCUCAGCGCGCGACAAGCCGCUGGCGUCUCGGCGCGAGGAGAGUCGCCUGAACUUCGACAUGUUCGUCACCUACGGCACGCGACUGCGACCCGAGAGCAAACGGUGUCAGAUCGCCAUGCUCAUCAACCAGGACAAGGCCAGCAUGAUUCGCAACCUUGACAUGACCCUUCAGGCCGACAUCGCGCUUCGCAUUGCCAAGUUCUACCCCGGGUGCGUCGACAAGAUAUACGUCUGCAGGAUGGGUCGCAUGCUUUCCACACUGGCAAAGCCGAUCUUCUCGCGACUCCCGGCGAUUGUGUCCGAUCGUAUCAUCAUCAUGUCCGACAACGACAUCCGCCACGGGAAGCUGCUGGAGCUGUACGACGCUGACGUGCUCCCGGUCGAGCUGGGCGGCAAGAACGACUGCGAUCAUCAGGAAAACUACGACCGCUUUGCCACCAAUAUCCGGAACUACUUUGAGCAGCUCAAGACCGCUGUGCAGCGGGGUGAGGGGGUAAAGGAGUGGGAGCUGAACAACCUCCUCAGGGCGGGCUACAUCGAGGAGCUCUCCCGUAUGGAUGCCUUGAAGCGUAGCAUCAUCGACCCGUCACCAUCCCUGCGCGAUCAGCCUCUCACUGGAGUGUAUGAACUCGCCGAGUGCUCGUUGCCUGGAAUGGAGGGCACCGUCAUGGCGCUAUCCGUUACCUCUUGCUCCCCUCCCCGCAACGUCUUCGACAUCGAUGACGACGCCAACCUCAUCACGUGCGGGACGGACAGUAUGGAGAUGGAUGGCCCCAGGUCCCUAAGCCGGGUGAAGCGGAACACCUCCCCCAUCAUGCGCGUACCGGCGCACAACCUCUUCACGGACUACAUCAACCAAUUCACCACCAUCGAGUCGUUCUUUCGCCUCAGUCUCACGGAGAUGCACGAGCGUCAGUGGCUUCAGAUUGUGCAGUGGGAGUUGCAGGAGCGGGACGCCCUGCUGCACGAAGCGAGCCUCAUCCAAGGUGACAGGCUACUUGCCGGGCUGCCGUCGUCGAUACUGCUGGUGGCGAAAGGGUUUCUGUGGCUGUGUCUCAUGGUCUCCUCCUUCUUCUUCCUGCUCGGCACCUGCUUCAUCGCGCUGCUCGGUGUCAUCUCGUUGGUCAACAUUUUGUUCGCCGCCUUUGCGCAGCCGUACUACGUGUUUCUCUACGGUGUGGCCUUCCUCGUCGUGGCAUCCCAAUUUUGCAUCUUCUGCUCACGCGGCUUCGACGUGGCUCGUCACACAUUUCAGGGGCGCGUCGUGGAGGCGUUCAGGGCAUUUGGGAUGAAGGCGCUCGUCCCCCAUCUCGUCAUUUUCGUUGGCUGCACCUUCGCCUAUUUUAUUCUCUUCUGCGUCAUGGCUGCCCGCUACGACGUCUUGACCGGACUGCAGUACAGCCUGGCGUACGGCUGGAUUGUCGCGGUGUGCCUCAUCUUUGUCUACCAUUUCGUAUUCGCCUUUGGCCUGCGGACGCUGAGCAAGCGCUCGUAUGCGCAAGGCAGCCGGAAGAACACCGCCGAAGCCACCCUGUACCUCUUCCUGGAGGUAGAGAUGGAUGACGAGAACAUGGAGCAGCGCUGCCCGCCGGGCGAGGUGAUGCUGCUCACGGUGGUGGGUGUGCUGUCGGUGGCCAUGGGCGUCGCUUUCGUGGCGGGCGGCGGCUUCUUCUUUUUCUGCGGUGCGAUUGUGGCCCAGGCAGUGCUGCUGCUCCUCUGCACCGUCUUCUUGAUUGCCCGCAGCGUGGGCACCUCGUCCAACAUCACCAUCUGCGGCGUCUUCUACGCGUCCGUCUUCUGGAUGGACACCCUCUUCACCAUACCGCAGAACGGCUGGACGAACCACUGGGGAAACUCGGUCCUGGCCGUGCUCUUCAUCAUGCUGUUCUUCGUCAUCACCGGAAUAGUGACUGUGUACGGGCGGUGGAAGGGUGCGGUGCGCCGGUGGCUUUUCCGCCUCUCGUGGCUGCUACUUUUGCUUCACUUAACCGGCAGUGUGGUGACCCUGACAGUCUUCGACUACCGCUGCGGCCUCUUUGUACUGGCGCUGGCGGUGCACCUGCUGCUGUGCAUUGCGCGCACAAACGAGUCGUCCAACACAUACGGCGUUUUCACCAUGUGCGCCUGCUUCACGCUAGUGCUACUUGCCUGCUGCAUUCUUGGCUAUACCGCAGCGAACGAAGUUUACGAGGGCUCCGUCAGCGACGUCCUUUUACCGAACUACGCAACUCGCUUCGCCUCCGCCAUCUCGCGAGGGGUGAUGUCUGCAAAUUUGGCGGAACCACCAACGGGUCGCAGCAGCAUAGCAGGAGUAGCCUCCGUAGGUGUGCAAAUAAACUCCUCGUACGUGAAGCCCCCACUGUGCCUUACGCAGUUCAGCCCGACAGUCGAUGUGGUGGGCAUCGCUCUCUUCGCGAAGCUGGGCCUCAACAAGGACGUGGCGGGGCAGGACGCGGAUCUCUCGCGCUGGUUCCCAUCUUUCAAGCGCGUGCCUGUUCCAGAGGGGGGUGACUCUACCUUCAUGCACCUCGAUGCGUUCCGCGAGGAGACUGCUGCCGUCAAUACGACCAUCAUUACAGCGCGUCCCGGCCGCAACCUGAUACCUCUGAUCGAGUCCAUGCUGAUGUGGAUCGACACGUACGCCUUGUCUUUCCUGUCGUUCUUCAUGCCAGCGCCGUACGUUGAUCGACUGCUGCCUUAUCUCUCAUUUGUGCAGCGCAUAGUGCCGUCGCAGUGGGAUACGUCGGUCGAUAAAAUCGCAUCCAUCGUGCACGCGUUGCUGAAGGACCUGAGCGGCGAUCAUGAAAGCGUUAUCGUUGUUGGCCACGGCCCCGUUGGCAGCUGGGCUGCGGUGAUUGGCCUGCGGGCUCAGCAAAACACACACAGCGUUGUCUUCUCUGGUCCCCCAGUUGUCUUCUCCAAGCUCGGCCUGAAUCUCAGCGCCGAGGUCCUGUCACGGCGCAUGCUCUCAGUGCAGACGAUCCAAAGUUUCUUCUCAUCCUGGUAUCUGCGCACCGCGUCCAUGCAACUCAUUCCCUGCAGCCUUGGCGGCGUCAUUUGUGACCGCAUGGACACCACCAUAAACGAGCUACGCCACCUCUGCAGCGAGUGA
Molecule: messenger RNA, 3417 nt
Organism: Leishmania braziliensis MHOM/BR/75/M2904
Lineage: Eukaryota; Euglenozoa; Kinetoplastea; Trypanosomatida; Trypanosomatidae
Exons: 1
Coding region: 1-3417 (1138 amino acids)
Source: RefSeq, a predicted model, not a curated record